CUCGUUUUUGUGUGCGGUAUUUUUCGUUUUGACAGUCCGUGUAUAAUUUUUGUGCAAAAAUGUAUUUCUUGCCGACAAGAAACUAAAUAAAUAAGUGAACAUAAUAAAAAAGUUAAAUAAUUUACUAAAGAAUUGAAAACAAAAAGAAUUUGUGUAAAAAAAAGAAAUAAACAAAAUGUUCGGCACAUUAAACAAUUACUUAAGCAGUGUCCAUCGUGUUUGGACAAAUGGCGAUGGUGAUAUGUUGGCCUCCUAUAUAUCUCUCAAAGAUAAACAUAUAAUGAAUCGUAAUCUCUAUGUACAGAAUCCGGAAAAUGCCGUAAAUCGUCUACUAGAAUCGCCCAUUGAUGAGAUUGUUUGUGCUCACAUAAAAGUGCUGUAUUAUUUAUGGUUGGAACCCAGAGAUUUUAUGCAAGCCUACAAAUAUCAAUCACAAUGUAUACAGUCAGUGGUGAAAAUGUUGCAGCAAUUGAAAGAGGAAAACUGGUGUUUACCUGUAAUGUACACCGCCUGCUUGGAUUUAAGAAUAUUAGCUCAACAUUGUGAAGAACUUGGCAAUAGUUCGAAACCAGGAGAGAUUUUAGAAAAGGCUGCUGAUUGUUUAAUGAGCUGUUUUCGUGUAUGUGCCGCCGAUAACAGAUCCUCAGACAAUGAUACCAAACGUUUGGGCAUGUUAAAUCUGGUCAAUCAACUAUUUAAAGUUUAUUUUCGCAUUAAUAAACUGCAUCUGUGUAAACCUCUUAUACGUGCCAUCGAUUCGAGUGCAUUUAAAGAUAUGUUUCCACUGCCCGAACGUAUAACAUACAAAUACUUUGUUGGACGUAAGGCUAUGUUCGAUUCAGAUUACAAAAGUGCCGAUGAGUUUCUUUCGUUUGCCUUAAAGCAUUGUCCCAAGAAUUUCCCGCGCAAUAAACGUUUAAUACUCAUCUAUUUGGUGCCCGUUAAAAUGUUACUUGGCUAUUUGCCGAAAAAAUCUAUUUUGGAACGUUAUGAUGUUUUACAAUUUUACGAAUUGGCUGAGGCACUCAAGGAGGGCAAUGUACGCAAAUUUGACGAUGUUAUACAACGACAUGAAAUAUUCUUUAUUAAAUGUGGCAUUUAUUUGCUGGUGGAAAAACUCAAGUUCAUUGUCUAUCGCAAUCUAUUUAAGAAAGUCUACUUAAUUAAGCAAACGCAUCAAUUGGAUUUGAAUGCUUUUCGUUCGGCGUUACAGUUUGUGGGCGAGACUGAUAUGACUAUCGAUGAGACGCAUUGUAUAGUGGCGAAUUUAAUUUAUGAGGGCAAAAUCAAGGGUUACAUAUCGCAUAGUCAUAAUAAAUUGGUAGUCUCCAAACAGAAUCCUUUUCCAGCUAUUAAUACAGUCUCAUGAGAAAUGCUUAAUGAUAAUUUGUAAAAUGAAAACUGAAAAAAAUAUUUUUUUUUAUUAAAUUAUUGUAAGAUAUUUAAAAUAAUAUAAAGGAAUUAACUUAUGUAUUAUAAAAUGUAAUAAAUAACUGCUCUAUGAUUUUCAAGAAAUAAAUUAAGAGAUUGACAAAAUAUUUAAAA
Lucilia cuprina (Australian sheep blowfly) is the source of this 1545-nucleotide messenger RNA. It is a transcript of the gene PCID2, whose product is annotated as PCI domain-containing protein 2 homolog. NCBI's taxonomy places the organism in Eukaryota, Metazoa, Arthropoda, Insecta, Diptera, Calliphoridae. The transcript is spliced from 3 exons. Bases 176 to 1369 code for a protein of 397 amino acids. Gene Ontology annotation, cellular component: transcription export complex 2. Gene Ontology annotation, biological process: post-transcriptional tethering of RNA polymerase II gene DNA at nuclear periphery; poly(A)+ mRNA export from nucleus; transcription elongation by RNA polymerase II. Gene Ontology annotation, molecular function: double-stranded DNA binding; RNA binding. The record is from RefSeq and is a predicted model, not a curated record.